GCGUAUUCUCAUUAACUGAUCAAAUUUAGUUUUAGGGAAAAAUAGUACUAUAAUUUUUAACUGAAAAACCUUUAUUAUUGAAAAAUAAUUCUUUUUUUCAUGAUUUAUUUCAUUUUAAAUUAUUUACAAAAUGUAAAACAUUUUAUAAAACAGAAUACAAUACGAGAUUUACGUAUAAAAACCGGUUCUAAGAAACUAUGCUUUCAUUAAGAGACAGGUGGUAUAGCGAAGAAAAUUACAACGGUACUUACAUCGGACUACGAUACAGUGGUGUAAGCAUAAAUAUACUGUUCUUUUACUAUUGUUAACAAAUAAUAUUGAAAUUAUAUGUUCAACCAUGUCUAAUAAACAGAAUACUGAUCAAUGUACAAUGUAUACUCAAAUAAUGAAUUUAAAACUUAAAACAAUUUUCAAGAUGUUCUUAUAUUCUGUAAUAGUUCCAAUAAUUUUAUAUUGUUUUUUUUUAUCCUUUUUAUAUUAUCAAAAGAACUUAAUAAAUGUACAAUUAAGAAUGGGAGAAAUGGAGGAAAAGAAUCCAUUAUAUCGAGUAUAUGCGAGAAGUAACGAUACUGAAUAUUUAAAACACAUAUUUCUUGUAUUGGAACGUUUGGGAUUUAAACAAACCAACGAUGCAUUUAAUUGGGAUUUAUUAUGGGCGCAUGACUAUCCAUUUAGAACUUUAAGUUCUACUUUAAAGGAAUUAAAAUCUUAUCAGCGCAUUAAUCAUUUUCCCGGCUGUGGAUAUAUUACGAAUAAGGCAGACUUAUCAACGACUGAAGGCCGCUAUAUUUUACCAGCAUUUAAAAUACCAGAACAAAACAACGCAUUUUUGCUAUAUGCUAAUCAACAUCCCGAGAAGAUAUUUGUACAAAAAUCGAAUGAUCAUCGUGGUAUCAGUAUAAAAAACGUGAGCGACAUAAAUAUUACAGAAACUGGAUCUUUCGUACAAGAAUUUAUACAGCGACCAUUUCUUGUAGAUGGGUACAAAUUUGAUAUUGGUGUAUACACUGUGAUCACAUCCGUCGAUCCUCUUAGAGUAUAUGUAUACAAAGGUGAUGUUCUCUUUAGAUUUUGUCCUGUGAAAUAUUAUCCAUUUGAUUCUGAAGUUUUAGACAAAUACGUAGUUGGCGAUGACUAUUUGCCAAUUUGGAAUGUCCCAUCUUUGAAGCACUAUUAUAGUAAAUUGAAAUUUUCAAUGAAAGACUCGUUUGACGCAUAUAUACGUUCACAAGGAAAAAAUCCAAAAAAAGUUUGGAAUGGUGUACACGAAGUAAUAAGAGAGAUUACCUUAUCAAAAGAGAAUUAUAUUAAAGAAGCUGUAAAACGUUUUGGAAAUGGUAGAAAUUUUUUCGAAUUGAUCAGAAUUGAUUUUGCUCUUGAUGAAGAUUUAAAUAUUUACAUCAUGGAAGCAAAUAUGUCUCCAAAUUUAUCCUCAGCGCAUUAUCCGCCAAACCAAUUACUUUAUGAGCAAGUCAUAUUUAAUUUAUUUUCCUUAGUUGGCAUAGGACAAAGAAUGAGGAGAAAUUCUUUAAAACCAAGGAACAGAAUGGAAGAAGAAAUGGAAGUAGCUGACAAGAAUAUUAUGGUUUUGCCAGAAUUUUGUAUAAAAUGUGAUGAUUGUUUUCGUGUAGAAUGUCAGCUAUGUAGUCCUUGUUUUACACCUGAAAUUAAACUGAUGUUGUCUCAAAGUUACUUAGAACAUCAGAAUAAAAUGGAUUUUCAAAGAAUCUUUCCACCUCCUAUAACAAAGAAUAUGGUAUUGAAAGAUUACACAUUAAAAAAUCAGUUACUUGUCAGAUGGUACCAAGGCAAGUGUGAAUUAGAUCAUUCAUGGUGUUGACAAUCACAUAUUUUUAGAAUUUAUUAAUUUAUACAAUGCAUGUACAUAAAAUAACUUAAAUAAUUAACUAUAUAAUUACUGACAUAUCAUAUUUUGUAUCAAUAAAAACUAAAAUUUGUUUUUUGAUUUAUUAGUUAAAUGGCAAAAUAAAAUUAUUAAAUUUUCAUAUUUUUAACAUUUAUGUUUCUUUCUUUUUACGAUUCUUUUUCAUUUUUGAUUCAGGUGCAUUUGGAUUUGUACCUUUAUAAAAUUCUUUUAAUAAUAUCAUUGCUUCAUUAUCUCUGGUACUACCUAUUAUUUUUGUUCUUGAAUUAUAAAGUUUUGGUACUUCAAAAACACUAAUACAUCCACCAAAACGAUCAUUUUUACAACCAUAUAUAACACUAUGUACCUGCAAUUGACAUAAUGCAGACAUGCACAUUAUACAUGGUUCUACAGUAACAAUAACAUCAAUAUCAUAAAAAACACUUUUAUAGUCCAAGUUUCUUGUCUUACAAAAUUCUAAAACUUGAUCUAUACAAUUGAUUUCUGCAUGUCGAGUUGCAUUGCGAGUUUCAUUAACUGUGUUAUUACCUACAGCAAUGACAUCACUGUUGUAUACAAAUAAACAUCCAACUGGAACUUCACCAACUUUUAAUGAAUCAUUUGCCUUUUGUAAAGCAACAUCCAUCCAACUUAAAAUAUCCAUUGUACUUCUUUUGUAUUAUAAUAACUUUAACUUAACAAAUUUUUAUAAAAAUACAAACACACAUACAUACACACACAUAUAUAUAU
Heterotrigona itama is the source of this 2614-nucleotide messenger RNA. Lineage: Eukaryota; Metazoa; Arthropoda; Insecta; Hymenoptera; Apidae. The record is from the annotation of a GenBank genome assembly.